Molecule: messenger RNA, 2097 nt
Organism: Condylostylus longicornis
Lineage: Eukaryota; Metazoa; Arthropoda; Insecta; Diptera; Dolichopodidae
Product: solute carrier family 46 member 3
Exons: 13
Coding region: 217-1881 (554 amino acids)
Biological process (GO): transmembrane transport
Cellular component (GO): membrane
Molecular function (GO): transmembrane transporter activity
Source: RefSeq, a predicted model, not a curated record
GAAAUUUUACACCGAAAACAAUGUUUUUGCUAUGAAAUGUUUAAAUGGUUUAAAAAAAAGUGAAAUAAAAGAUUUUUAUAUAAUAUUUAUGUAUGAAUGUACAGCAAAAAGAUUUUUAUAUAUUAUAGGCGGAAUUUUUUAUUAAAAAAAAAAUCUAAAUUAUUUUAAUAUCAAAACGGAAUUCAAUCUUUAGAUCUAUAAAUAAAUCGUAUAUAAAUGACGAUUCAAACAGUAUUGGACAGUCACAAGAUGAAGCCAAAGGAAUGGAAAAAUAAAACAUUAAAAGAGAAAUGUAUUCACGUAUGGCAAAAUAUUACUGUUGAACCAAUGUUAGCAUGUUACAUUAUGCCCAGUUGUUUGGCAAGUCUUGCAACACAAAAUUUAAAUUUGGAAAAGGCCUGUAGAAUAAAUAUGGCAUAUGGUGAUGAAAUCUGUGAUGCUUUAACACGAAGGGAAACCCAAAAUUAUACAACUGAAGAAGCAACCGUUCAACAGUUAGUAGCUCGAAUGGCUGGUUGGAAGACGGUUUUACAAAGUCUUUUACCAUGUCUUUUAAUUCUAUUUUGGGGUUCUUGGAGCGACAGGCAUGGCCGUCGAAAACCUUGUAUGUUAAUACCAAUUCUAGGAGAAUUUUUAGCAGCUAUUGGUUUAAUUUUUUGUACAUAUUUUGAAAGUCUACCCAUGGAAGCAUCCGGUUUCACAGAAGCUUUAUUUCCAGGAUUGACUGGUGGAUGGUUUACCCAAUUGAUGGGUGUUUUUAGUUAUAUUGCUGAUGUAACAACAGAAGAGGAUCGUACAUUAAGAAUUGGAAUCCUAAAUUUAUGUUUUUCUUUGGGUGUACCAUUUGGAAUGGCAUUUAGUGGGAUUCUUCUCAAGGAAAUUGGUUUUUACGGAAUAUUUUCAAUUUCUGCAGCUCUAUACCUUAUAGCAUUUCUUUAUGGUUUAUUUUAUGUUGAAGAACCAAUAAAAAAGAGUAAAGAAGAAUUAGCAAAAGUAACGAAAAGUAAUUUUAUAGCUGACUUUUUUGAUAAAAAGCAUGUUGUUGAUACUUUUAAAGUGGCUUUUAAAAAAGGUGCAAAUAAAAGAAGAAUUCGUGUUAUUAUGCUGAUGAUCGUUGUUAUGGUUGUUAUUGGGCCACUUCAUGGUGAAAUGGCUGUAAUUUACUUAUUCACAAGAUACCAAUUCAAUUGGAGUGAGGUUGAAUUCAGUUUCUUUUCUACAUACGCUAUGAUUACUUCUUUAUUUGGAACACUCUUUUCUGUUGGUGUUCUUUCACAUAUGUUGAAAAUUGAUGAUGCUCUAAUUGGUGUUCUAUCAAGUAUGUCAAAAAUAUUAUCAAGUUUUGUAUAUGCAUUUGCAGUAACAACUUGGCAAUUAUAUUUAGCACCAAUAGUAGAAAUUUUAAAUGGAACAUCAUUUAUUGCAAUGAGAUCAAUUGCCACAAAAUUGGUGGAAAAAGAUGAACUUGGUAAAGUUAAUUCAUUGUUUGGAGUUGCUGAAGCAUUAAUGCCAUUAGUUUAUGCUCCAAUGUAUACGACACUUUAUGCAGCUACAUUGAAUAUACUACCAGGAGCAUUUUAUUUGCUUGGAGGAGCAUUGACUGCACCUGCUGUGGCUAUAUUUCUGUGGAUGUAUGGAAUUCAUAAAAAAGAUAGAAAACGUAAAGCUCUUGAAGAACAACAAAAAAAAUUAACAAAGGACAAUAAAGAAAUAUUAGCAAAUUGUAAUGGCAGAAUAAUUGAAUCACUCGAGUAUGUGAUAAAAGAUGGAGUGAUUAAUGAAGCAUUUAAUUCUGAUGGCAUUGUAGGCAUUAGUUAUAUUGAAGUGACAAAGGAAUAUAAUAAUACCGAAAAUAACUGUGAUAAAAUAUCAAAAAUUUAGAUUUUUAAUAAAAUGAAUUAUUUAUUGAUUAUGAAUGCUUUUUGCAUUUAAAUAUUAGAAAAAAGAAAUAUUUUUUCAUAAAUAAAAAUGUAAGAUUCAAUAGAUUUAAGUAUAUAAGUAUGUAUAUAUAAGUAUGUAUUUUUUAUUACAACAUUCUUUGUAUAUAUACAUUGAUAUACUUAUGUAAAAAUUUUAUAUUAUAAUUAUACUAUAGUU